Hordeum vulgare subsp. vulgare (domesticated barley) is the source of this 1556-nucleotide messenger RNA. Its product is annotated as proline-rich protein 12-like. The record is from RefSeq and is a predicted model, not a curated record. The coding region runs from base 235 to 1362 and encodes 375 amino acids. The transcript has a single exon. NCBI's taxonomy places the organism in Eukaryota, Viridiplantae, Streptophyta, Magnoliopsida, Poales, Poaceae.
AACCCAACCCUCACAAGUCCACCGCACGACACAAGCCCCGACGAAAACAACUCAAAUCAAGAGGAGCGGACGACCUGCGCCCACAUCGCCUUUCCCAAGACACGCUUCACACACGCACGCACCGGCACAGCUACCGCUGCCAUUCUAUUUUGUUCCCUUGCGCCAAGCCCAGCGAGGAAGAAGAGAAGAGAAGGAAAGUCGCUCGCGCAGCAGCAGCAGCAGCGAACCCGAUCGAUGGCCUCCGCUGCGGCGUCGCGGCCCGCGGCCCCGCCGCCGCCGCCACCUCCCCCGCCCCCGCCGUCGGCCGCCAUGCAGUGGCUCGCCCCGCGCGUCUCCUUCAGCCUCGAGGACGCCGGCGGGUGCGGCGGCGGCAGGGACGCUGCGGGGGGCGGGGGAGCCAGCGCCGACUUCGAGUUCCUCCUCGCCGGCUGCUCCGCCGUGUCCACCAUGCUCCCCGCCGACGAGCUCUUCUCCGGGGGCAAGCUCGUCCCGCUCCGCCUCCCGUCUUCCUCGGAGGCCGCGGCGGCGGCCACGCGGCCUCCGCUGGCCCCGGCGCCGACAACGCAGCAGCAGCAGCAGCCCGAGACGGCGAGGCCGGAGGAGACGGCGAGGGCGGAGGCGGCCAAGGAUGCGGUGGUGGAGGCGGAGCAGGCGGCGGAGGAGCCCAAGGUUCCGGCCAGGAGGUGGAGGGACCUGCUGCGGAUGCGGAAGCAGCAGGCGUCGUCGUCGUCUUCCUCCUCUUCCUCGACGGAGACCAAGCCGCUCCGCCGCCUCCUCCGCCGCGGGCCGAAGCCGCCGGAGCAGGAGCCGUCCCUCAGCCUCCCGCUCCUCCGCGACCCCAACGAUCCCGACAUGCUGCCCGCGCCGGCACCAGCGUCGGCUCCAACUCCAUCACCGACCCCGCCGCCUCCCGUGAGCACGUCGCAGCACCAGCUGCCGCCCAAGAUCCGGCUCACAGCAGCGCAGGCCGCCGCGCCGCCGCCGCCGCCACCCCCACCCCCGCCCCCUCCCUCCGCCGUGGCGGCCGACAGCCCGCGCCUGAACGCGGCCGGCAAGGUGGUGUUCAACGGUCUCGGCCGCAGCUCCAGCAGCCCGAGCAGCCUGGCGGGCGGGCGGCGCCACCGGCCCGGCUCCGGGUCCGGCUCCGGCGGCAGCGGCAUGGAGCGGUCCUACUCGGCGCACGUGCGCGUGACGCCGGUGCUCAACGUGCCCGUCUGCCGCAAGUCCGUCUCCGUCUUCGGCAUCGACCGGCUCUUCUCCCCGUCCUCCGCGUCCACCGCCGCCGCCGCCCACGCCGCCGCCAAGAAGCAUGGCAAGGUCGCCAAAAAGGAAACCACCGCACCACCAUCCUCCUCGCAUUAAGCUUAGCUCCAGGAGCAAUUCAAUUUGGGAUGUAAAUACCGGCGAGGCCAGCUUAGUGAUCCGGCGAGUUCUUGAAUUUUUUGACGGUGACGAAGUAGUAGCAGGCUUUUCCCAUUGCGUCGUGUUGCGUUGUUUGUUUGUUUGCUUGGCGACGGCUGAGAAAGUGGAAACUGAUGAAAAAGGUUUGGUACGUA